UCACAAGGAAAGCUAAGUUGUUGGUGACAACAAACUCGUCAUUGCUGAAAAUUGUGUAAAAUUACCUCUUGGCUUAGAGUUAUGUAAAGAAAAAAAUAGUGGUUGGUUUUGUAUUUGUGGCUGUCAUGUCCAGAUAUUUGUUUUUGGCUCCUGGCUUCUCUCUGCCCUUCAGUCCUCUCGCUCCUGAAGCCUUUGAAGAGAUCAAAUGCCUUGCCGGCCAAGCUUGGAAACAACACAUUCAAGAAAAUGCAAAGGGUUCGACAACCUAUACUGGAGCUUAUGGAAACAAAGGGCCAGAUGAACUGCCUAUCCGUAGCCGUGUCAUCCCUUCUUCUCCUACCAGGACACAUAAGCCUCAUCCAUCUCAAAUCUUUUUAGUAAACCAGCUUCAUCACGUACCUGGACCUUAUGGCAUUCCAAAAUGCACAGGAGCAACGCGCAUUGGGUUGUCUCCACGUGAAGUGAAGAAAUUUCAAGUGUCUCCAAACAAAGUUAAAUAUAAAGCAGCUGUUGUCGCAUCCCCGGUCACACCGCUCGAUGUAAUUCAGCAAGGGAUAAAACCUGCCAAUUUAAAUGGGAAUCAAAGUGGAGAAGAAAAAAGAUUCAUCUCAUCUUCCAGUGAGGAUAUGCUGACUGGCUGGCCUGUGAAAGAGAAUGAUCAUUCCAUUGAGGUGCCAACAGGCAGGGAGACUGAAGCAAGAUCGCCUCUACCAUAAGUAGAUGCACAUCUAUGGUAAUAACAAGCACUUGUUUCCAUCUAAGAAUUGCCUAUCUCCACUGGAAAAGAAGGAUUCAAAUGUGGGAAAGAAACCCAACAUAAAUGUGUUGACAUUCUUACGCAAAAAAAAUUAUCCAAGGGAGUGGUAUGCAUUUAAUCAAGUUUUGUUUUAUGGUUUAUAUGUACAUAUGUGUGUAUUCAUAGUCCUAGAAAAAUGAUGCAUUACUGGAAGCAAAUUGCAAAAAAUAAGUGUUGUACAGGGAAGAGGUCAAAUUCAUGCUCAGCAUAUUUGAUUCUCCAGAGCAGGGAUCCCCAAUCUAAGACCUGCAGGCUAGAUGUGGUCCUCCAAAGUCAUUUACCCAGCCCCCAGUCUGAAACAACUUGAAGGCACACAACAAUCCUAAUGAACUUUACUAUCUCAUUGGAGAAAGGAGGCUCACACUUCCCAUUGAAAGCUGUCCAAGAUUGGGUGGUUCAUUUCACCAGGCUUUUCCUAAAUACAAUCUGAAGUAACACUUACCUUGAGAACUUAGACAGCUUAACAUCCAGUCCCUGAAGAACUCCCGUGCCUGGAUAAAAUACAUAUUAUAUUUGACAUGAAUGUUUGAACUAUAAGGGGUAGUAAAGAAGAUUCACAAGUUCUAAUUGCUCUCCACGUUAGCCAAAUUAGUGGUAGGAUUUUACAAGACAGAAGUUAGGGUGAUACAAAUGGUGAAGAAAGCAGACUAAUUCUAGCCCUUGUAAUUCAAACAGUAGGACUUUAUACUAGUCUUGUGCAUUUGUACAGAAUCAUAAUCCAUUUCUAUUUGUUUCAUUUGUAAGGCAGCUUUUUAAUUUUUGAGUGCCUCUUCCAAAAAGGGCCAGGGCCUACAGUCGGGCACCCACUCGGCACCCAGCACUUGGCUGCAGACCCUGGUGCUUUGGGCCUGCUCGCCACACACACACUCUCCUUGGAAAGUGAGAGAGUGUGUGGUGAAU
Anolis sagrei ordinatus is the source of this 1696-nucleotide messenger RNA. RefSeq names its product chromosome 5 C4orf51 homolog (gene C5H4orf51). Lineage: Eukaryota; Metazoa; Chordata; Lepidosauria; Squamata; Anolidae. The record is from RefSeq and is a predicted model, not a curated record.